This is a messenger RNA of Ixodes scapularis (black-legged tick), 783 nucleotides long. RefSeq lists its product as uncharacterized. The transcript has a single exon. Gene Ontology annotation, molecular function: aspartic-type endopeptidase activity. The record is from RefSeq and is a predicted model, not a curated record. Lineage: Eukaryota; Metazoa; Arthropoda; Arachnida; Ixodida; Ixodidae. Bases 1 to 783 code for a protein of 260 amino acids. Gene Ontology annotation, biological process: proteolysis.
AUGACAGUGCUGGACGCUCAUUUUGCCACGACUACGAAUGUGCUUGUAGACCGUCACCGGUUCCGACAAAGGCGUCAGGCGCCUAAGGAGGCGUUCGAGGCCUACGCAGCCAGUCUGCGGGAACUUGCUUCUUUCUGUGACUACGGUGACGGCGUCGACAACGUCAUUCGAGAUCAGCUCCUCGAAGGCACUACUUCUCGUCAAAUUCGAGAACGCCUGCUCUACGAAGGUUCUACCCUCACACUCCAGAGAGCGCUCGAUAUUGGCAGACAUAUUGAACAAAUUCAACGGGAGAUUCACGAGGUUGAUGACGCCUCUGUGCAGCGCGUGGUACCGAAGAAAACUGAGAAAUCUACUUCGGCAAAAGGAUGUUGCUACCGCUGCGGGUCACAAACUCACAACGCAAACUACGACAAAUGCCCGGCGAAGAAUAAGCGUUGUCGCCGCUGCAAGAAGAUUGGCCGCUUCGAAGCAGUGUGCAAGUCGAGCGAGAUGUCUAGUGUUCAAGCCGUCAAGGAUCCGAAGUCGGCGGAAGCUAACGUCGUCACCGUUCUGCAUAUCGGCGGCGAUUACAGACGUGCACGGGAAAUAUCUACGGAGGAGCUCAUCGGCAACGUUCCCAUUCGUUUUCUUGUGGAUACGGGGGCCACGGUUUUUCUGUUGAACGAAGAAGACUACCGCAAGAACUUCGCUGAAAGGUAUCCUCUGAGUGCGACGUCAGUCGUAUUGCAAACUACACGAAGGAGGAAAUCCCAAGCGUCGGAUGUUUUCUGGCCGAGGUAA